AAAAAGUGUGAUUUUUACCCAGGGGUCAAGGCUAGUUAAAUCAAAUCCCAUGGAUGAUCAAUAUAUGAAAAUUGUGGAAGAGGAAUUGGAAUUGGAGAAGCAGAGGACUUUGGCCAAGGUCGCAGAGGGUUAUGAAUCGGCCAAACGAAGGAUAUAUGCUAGAUUGAAGAGCUGUUGGAAAGAUGGGAGCACGAUGAAACUGGAGUUGAGGAACAGGAUUGCUCCAAUGAUUUUGACCAGAGAGGAGAUCAAAGGAGAAGGAGAUGUUCCUAUUGAGGUGGCUCUUGUUGAUGAUGUGACAGGAGAUGUUGUAGUUGAUGAACCGGAGGCCUCUGCGAAUAUCGACUUCUUUCUUCUCAAUGUUUCUGAAGCUGGAGAAUCGAUAGUCCCUCAAGAGGAAGGUAAAAAGCCUAUUCUUGCAGCAGGAAAUGUACCUCUGCAGCUGCACAGAGGCGUUGCUAAAAUCAACAACCUCAAGAUCAGAAACUGCGCCACCAAGAUUAAGCCACCGGUGUUCAAGCUAGGCGCCAGGGUUGUUGGUGCUUCUGUUCGAGUCAAGGAAGCCACGACAGAGGCCUUCGCCCUCAAAGAUUUUCGCCAAAAAUAUUUCAUCAAGCACCCGAAUCCAUCGCUAUCUGAUCAAGUAUCGCGAUUGGUCUUCAUUAGCAGAGGUGGUAAGAUCGAGAAACGUCUUAAUGAUAACAGCAUCUGUACAGUGGAGGAUUUUCUGAUUCGACAUCUCAUACAUCAGCAAAGCCUCAAGAAUAUUGUGAAUACCCAAGAAAGCAAGUGGAAGGCCAUUGUCAAGAAUGCUCAAGCAUGCCAAGUCAGCGAGAAGGUGUACUGUUACAUAGUAGAUCCGAAGCAGAAGACAGGUGUCGUCUUCAACAUUCUAGGACACGUGCUAGGAAUAUGUUCGGGAAGCCACUACUCUCAGAUAAGCACGCUGUCUGAAAAACAUAAGGUUGAUGCUGAGGUACUGUUGCCAUCUGCUUACCAUAACUGGAAGGAGGUGAAGGUCUUUAAUCAUCUGAAUAUUCUUCAUCAGCAUUUACAUGACAAAACUGAAAAUUCUCAGUCCUGCCCCCUCCUAGAUCCACCGCUGACUGAAUUGGUGGCAGAAUCAUUCCAAACAACGAACUCUGUUUGGGAAAAUUUUACUCUGGCCGACCCCUCCUGCCCCGGCCUACCAAAUCCACCGCAGACUGAAUUGGUGGGAAAAUCAUUCCAAGCAACGAACUCGUGUGGGGAAUAUGUUGUUGGAUCCAUGAAUGAUGAAAUAGACCGUAUAUAUGAUGCUGCGAUGCAAUCCCUUUACGCGUGGCCUAGCAGUCCGAGCCUCUUUUAAGUGUGAAAGAUGAUGAAACAAUCGACGUCAACUUCUUCCCAUGCAUGCUGCGUCUUAGACCAUGUUUAUCACCAACCCCAACCAUCCACUUUUUCAAUAUUUAAUUUAUUUCUAUCUCCUCCACAUCAUCUUUCACUUCAUUAAUAUUCAUCCAACCCAACCACACAUAUUUUCAUGGUUUAUCAAUGACCACCCAACCACACC
Salvia splendens (bonfire salvia) is the source of this 1552-nucleotide messenger RNA. RefSeq names its product calmodulin-binding protein 60 B. The transcript is spliced from 6 exons. Gene Ontology annotation, molecular function: calmodulin binding; DNA-binding transcription factor activity; sequence-specific DNA binding. Gene Ontology annotation, biological process: regulation of salicylic acid biosynthetic process. Gene Ontology annotation, cellular component: nucleus. The record is from RefSeq and is a predicted model, not a curated record. The coding region runs from base 50 to 1348 and encodes 432 amino acids. NCBI's taxonomy places the organism in Eukaryota, Viridiplantae, Streptophyta, Magnoliopsida, Lamiales, Lamiaceae.